AUGCGGGCUCAUGUAGCAGAGGAAAGGAAGAGGGUGAAGGCGACCAUGGCACAUCUGGAACAAAAAGUGGAAGACUUGCGGUGGAAAGGGAUGGCGGAUGCCACCUCGCAAAUUCUGUAUGAGGAGCUGAUUAAAAACGAAGCGGCCCUUAAGCUUUACCAGGAUAGCAACAAGGAGCGGCUGCAGGUCAUGACGGGGUUACUGAUGGAGCUAGGAGAUGUGAGAAAGAAGCUGCAGGAGAAGGACCAACUACAGCUGGACAUGGAGUGGUCGGAGCACGAGGUGAAGGCAGCGCUCAAAGGCUUACCAGCGGGGAAAGCUCCGAGGCAGGAUGGUUUACCAAAAGAAUUCUUUGAGCAUAACUGGGAGCUGCUCGGCUGGGCGGUGAUGAGGGAGGUUAGGAGCUUUGAGUCGUCUGGGAAGCUCUCGGAAGCUUUCACGACCGCCGUUACCAUUCUGCUGCAUAAAAAGGGGGACAGAGAUGACUUAGGCAAUUACAGGCCGAUCACCCUACUCAGUUUUUUCUACAAGCUACUGGCGAAAGUGUUGGCGAACAGAAUCAAAGCUGUCUUACCGCGGGUGAUCUCGGACAAGCAGUUCGGCUUUCUCCCGGGAAGGAGUCUUGCCGAUGCAGUCUCGCUGGUGACAGAUGUAAUUGAUGCGGCGGAGGAGGAGGACGAGGAUUGGUUGCUGUUGCUGGUGGAUUUUCAGAAAGCCUACAACUUCGUGUCAAGGGACUAUCUUUUCGUGAUGCUGGGCAACAUGGGGUUUCCGGUGAAAUUUGUGAGAUGGGUGAAGGGCCUGCAUGAUGGCGCAGCCACCAGGAUGUUGCUGAAGGGCUGGGUAGGAGACCGCGUGGCAAUGGAUAAGGGGGUGCGACAAGGGUGUCCGCUCGCCCCGUACCUCUUCCUCUGCGCGGUGGAGCCGCUCUGCCAAGAAAUAGGAUGGAGAAAGCUGGGCGUUCGGAAGCGGGGAGUGAAGGGGGAGUUAGCCUUUAUUGGGUACGCCGACGAUACCACUCUGGUCCUGAGAGGGAGAGAGCAAGUGAUUUCAGCGGGCAAACUGCUCGACGAAUUUGCAGAGAUUUCGGGGCUGAAGGUGAAUCGCAGGAAAACAACGCUGAUGCCGCUGGGGAAAAACAGGAGAAUAAGAACGAGGAAUAAGAACGAGGAAUGA
Molecule: messenger RNA, 1176 nt
Organism: Closterium sp. NIES-65
Lineage: Eukaryota; Viridiplantae; Streptophyta; Zygnematophyceae; Desmidiales; Closteriaceae
Source: the annotation of a GenBank genome assembly